AUGCAGAGUAAGCAAUCGAAGCUGCAGAGAAGGAGAGUAGAGAAGCUUGCAGAUAAUGCAAAGGAGAGGGUGGCACAGCUUUCGAAAGAGAUAGGCGGAGGAAUGGGGCUUUCAGCUCGCAGUUCUCUUGACUGGCUUCUUGCCUGGAAUCGACGUUAUAGAGUAGGACUAGAAGAGACAUGGAGAACUUCCUUUCCGGUAACUCGCUCGCGCCUUUCCUACCAAAAAGCUAACCCAACCGAAGUAGCAAGCUUAAACCAAGGGCUGUCAAGAAUAGCCUCCCUUUCUUCCCCUGUUCCGGAGAUAGAUAUAGCCCUCUCGAAACCUAGCUGUAUAAUAUGCAACUUCAUCCCCGCUCCAAGCCAAGGGUCCGAAGGAGAAGGGUACUGGUCCUGCUCGCUUUGGUUCUGCUUCUGUGGUGAAAAAGGAAAGACGUUUGCAUCUCUAAUCUCCCCCUAUUCGUCAUCUUCUCGCUAUGAUAGAACUUAUGGGUAUUCUAGAUCAGUCUAUUUCAGUACAAUAGUUCUUCUUCUGAAAUUGGAAGACUUCAGUGAGAGAGUGAAAGACAAGAAUCAAUAUGAAGAAGGUUAA
Molecule: messenger RNA, 591 nt
Organism: Striga asiatica
Lineage: Eukaryota; Viridiplantae; Streptophyta; Magnoliopsida; Lamiales; Orobanchaceae
Source: the annotation of a GenBank genome assembly